Molecule: messenger RNA, 3839 nt
Organism: Talpa occidentalis (Iberian mole)
Lineage: Eukaryota; Metazoa; Chordata; Mammalia; Eulipotyphla; Talpidae
Gene: MFN2
Product: mitofusin 2
Exons: 18
Coding region: 348-2735 (795 amino acids)
Biological process (GO): mitochondrion localization; mitochondrial fusion
Cellular component (GO): mitochondrial outer membrane
Molecular function (GO): GTPase activity; GTP binding
Source: RefSeq, a predicted model, not a curated record
GCGCGCUGGCAUCCUGGAUCUGGGUAGAGUGGAAGGCACGUGCUGUGCUGGUCGUCCUGUGGCAAGUCUCUGGGAUGGUCAUGUUUGCACAAAGUCAGAGGUUUUUCCUAUCUGUGUUGAAAAAAUACUGUGUCUCCUUUCUACUUCUGCGGAGGAUUUCUCCACUGCAUCCUAUGUAAAGGUUGACAGUUCUGAAAGUGGCGGGAUCUCUCCUGGGUUCUCUGAAGAUUUGGUCUCUCUUUCCCUUGCCUGUCCUCUGCUGUAUCGGCUCCUCCCUCCCCCUCUCUGCAGUGGCUGACUCCUUAUCACAGUUCCUCCGAGAGUCUGCUCUGCUCCCUUUAUCCUAUAUGCUCUUUUGUUUCAAUUUCUCAGCUUCUCCUCUGUUCCAGUUGUGCCAGCAGACGAUCCGUGGAUCCAUUUUAUUUUCCCUGCUAGGAGUUGCUGUACAUAAAACUGGCGCAAUGUCCCUGCUCUUCUCUCGAUGCAACUCCAUCGUCGCGGUCAAGAAGGAUAAGAGACACAUGGCUGAGGUGAACGCUUCCCCGCUCAAGCACUUCGUCACCGCCAAGAAGAAGAUCAAUGGCAUUUUUGAGCAGCUCGGGGCCUACAUUCAGGAGAGCGCUGCCUUCCUCGAAGACACCUACAGGAAUGCAGAACUGGACCCGGUUACCACCGAAGAGCAGGUUGUGGAUGUCAAAGGCUACCUCUCCAAAGUGCGGGGCAUCAGCGAGGUGCUGGCCCGGCGGCACAUGAAAGUGGCUUUUUUUGGCCGGACGAGCAACGGGAAGAGCACUGUGAUCAACGCCAUGCUCUGGGACAAGGUCCUGCCCUCUGGCAUUGGCCACACGACCAACUGCUUCCUGCGGGUGGAGGGCACAGACGGCCACGAGGCCUUCCUCCUCACGGACGGCUCGGAGGAGAAGAGGAGCGUCAAGACCGUGAACCAGCUGGCGCACGCGCUGCACCAGGACGAGCAGCUGCACGCAGGCAGCUUGGUGAGCGUGAUGUGGCCCAACUCCAAGUGCCCACUUCUGAAGGAUGAUCUUGUGCUGAUGGACAGCCCUGGCAUCGAUGUCACCACAGAGCUGGACAGCUGGAUUGACAAGUUUUGCCUGGAUGCUGACGUGUUUGUUCUGGUGGCCAAUUCGGAGUCCACCCUCAUGCAGACGGAAAAGCAGUUCUUCCACAAGGUGAGCGAGCGCCUCUCCCGCCCAAACAUCUUCAUCCUGAACAACCGCUGGGACGCGUCCGCCUCGGAGCCCGAGUACAUGGAGGAGGUGCGGCGGCAGCAUAUGGAGCGUUGUACCAGCUUCUUGGUGGAUGAGCUGGGCGUGGUGGAUCGAGGCCAGGCCGGAGACCGCAUCUUCUUUGUGUCUGCUAAGGAGGUGCUCAACGCCCGUAUCCAGAAGGCCCAGGGCAUGCCUGAAGGAGGGGGCGCUCUUGCCGAAGGCUUUCAAGUGAGGAUGUUUGAGUUUCAGAAUUUUGAGAGGAGGUUUGAGGAGUGCAUCUCCCAGUCUGCAGUCAAGACCAAAUUUGAACAGCACACAGUCCGGGCCAAGCAAAUAGCCGAGGCAGUUCGCCUCAUCAUGGACUCUUUGCACAUCGCUGCUCAGGAGCAGCGGGUUUACUGCCUCGAAAUGCGUGAAGAGCGGCAAGAGCGACUGAGGUUUAUUGACAAACAGCUGGAGCUCCUGGCGCAGGACUACAAACUUCGGAUUAAACAGAUAACGGAGGAGGUCGAAAGGCAGGUAUCCACGGCGAUGGCCGAGGAGAUCAGGCGCCUCUCCGUGCUGGUGGACGAGUACCAGAUGGAUUUCCACCCUUCCCCAGUCGUCCUCAAGGUCUAUAAGAACGAACUGCACCGCCACAUAGAGGAAGGACUGGGCCGAAACAUGUCUGACCGCUGCUCCACGGCCGUCACCAGCUCCCUGCAGACCAUGCAGCAGGAGAUGAUAGAUGGCUUGAAACCCCUCCUUCCUGCUGCCGUGCGGAGUCAGAUAGACGUGUUGAUCCCUCGGCAGUGCUUCUCCCUCAGCUACGACCUGAACUGUGACAAGCUGUGUGCUGACUUCCAGGAGGACAUCGAGUUCCACUUCUCCCUUGGGUGGACCAUGCUGGUGAAUAGGUUCCUGGGCCCCAAGAACAGCCGCCGGGCCCUGAUGGGCUAUAACGACCAGGUUCAGCGUCCCAUGCCUCUGACACCUGCCAACCCCAGCAUGCCCCCGCUGCCACAGGGCUCGCUCACCCAGGAGGAGCUCAUGGUUUCCAUGGUCACCGGCCUGGCCUCCCUGACAUCCAGGACCUCCAUGGGCAUUCUUGUUGUUGGAGGCGUGGUGUGGAAGGCAGUGGGCUGGCGGCUCAUCGCCCUCUCCUUUGGGCUGUACGGCCUCCUCUAUGUCUACGAGCGUCUGACCUGGACCACCAAGGCCAAGGAACGGGCCUUCAAGCGCCAAUUUGUGGAGUAUGCCAGCGAGAAGCUACAGCUCAUCAUCAGCUACACGGGCUCCAACUGCAGCCACCAAGUCCAGCAGGAACUGUCCGGGACCUUUGCUCACCUGUGCCAGCAAGUUGAUGUCACCCGGGAGAACCUGGAGCAGGAGAUUGCUGCUAUGAACAAGAAAAUCGAGGUCCUUAAUUCACUUCAGAGCAAAGCAAAGCUGCUCAGGAAUAAAGCCGGUUGGUUGGACAGCGAGCUCAACAUGUUCACGCACCAGUACCUGCAGCCCAGCAGAUAGUGGGCCGUGGGAGGGGCCUUCCUGGAGGGCGGCGCUGCCUGCUCUGGGGGCCGCCACCCGGGCCAGGUGGCUCCCAUCACUGCUGCCACCACCGAGGCGAGAAUGAACGUGCCCCUGUCUCAUACUGUCUCGAACCCUUAAACGCUAGUUAUUUCCCCCACCUUUGCCUGCUGUUGAAGGAAGAUCUUCCAGCUCAUCCCCUACAGGAGAGUUUUUUAAAUGACAACUACAGACGGCAUGGUACCGAGGAGUGGGGUCUGCUCUGCUCUGUCGGGUUCAUUUGAGAAUCACCUGACCGCUUGAUAAGAUCUUGGCGUCUCCCAGCAUCGCGGGACGUCAAGGGGGGAGCCCUUCUGGGUAUCAGGCAGACGCCCCCUCCAGCAACACUAACCCAGCCCGUGCACACGUGCAGAGAAGCCACCUUAGGGGACGGCUGGAUUUUCUUCCCAGACCGCAGCAGCAGUAGUUCCGGACGCCGCUCGCAUCCCAGGCCCGUGGCUCGUGUGGCCGUUCGGUCCUUUGGCUUUGAUGCUUCGUCCCACUGACGGCCUUUCAGACGCAGCGCGGCAGCGGUGGUGGCGGUGAUGGUCUUGUGGCGGGGCUCCGUGCACCUGGGGUUCAGGGUAGGCGGGCUCCGUGCGCUUGGGGUUCAGGGUAGGCGGGCCCUGUGCCACGCGGGGAAGAACGGGUGCUGCAGAGGCGACUGGAGUCGUGAGCGAGCUUAGGGGAGGUGGUGUGUGGAGAGGGGUGUCCGGGCGCGGGCUGUUACCCAGCGAGGACUUGCCUCCUCUGCAUAGGCCCCUUGUUCUGGUUUCAGUCCUCGGCCCCUCGCAGUCUGGUGUGAUUAUUGGUGAAAGCCAGUUUGGUGAGGAUCGGCAGAGGAGGUAGAGGAAGGGAAGAGGGUGGAAGAAAGAGACCCGAGUAAGCGCAGAACUGGGCCCUCCACUUGACCUCACUAUGAGGGGCUCUUAGGGUCUGAGAGCCCCCAACCCCCCCCCAACUUGGUGGCAUUCCUGUUAUGCCCCCUCAGAGACGUCCCCACCGCUCCUGCCUUGCUCCAGAGGGGGAGAAACCACCGCACUGCCCACCCCACCCCACCCCCAU